Molecule: messenger RNA, 2307 nt
Organism: Bolinopsis microptera
Lineage: Eukaryota; Metazoa; Ctenophora; Tentaculata; Lobata; Bolinopsidae
Product: enoyl-CoA delta isomerase 2-like
Exons: 7
Coding region: 892-2016 (374 amino acids)
Molecular function (GO): fatty-acyl-CoA binding
Source: RefSeq, a predicted model, not a curated record
CGUUUUGAAGCAGCUCAAGUAAAACUUAACACUUUUACUGAAGACCCGGGAAAUUCUGCUAAACUCAAAAUAUACGGGCUUUUUAAACAGGCUAACGUAGGACCAUGCAACAUUCCAAAGCCGGGCGGGUUCAACUUCGUAGCGAAAGCAAAGUACGACGUCUGGAAGGGUUUAGGAGAUAUGACUCAGGAUCAAGCUAAAGAAGAAUACAUUGCAUUUGUAGCAGAGCUGGCGGGAGCGGAAGGAGAAAAAUGAUCUUAAAAUAUUAUAAAAACGAUUAACAAAUUUGAUUAUAUACUGUAGCUGUGGGACGGUUAGUGGUUACUUAAUGCUACAUCCAGAUGAACCUUAUAUUAUUCAGUUCAAUCAAUUUGAUAAACUAAAAUACAUAUCCUGUAGCCUACUUAUACUUGAUUACAUGAGAAUUGGUAUUAUGGUUUAUAUUGGUAUAUGUUUGAUACGGUGAAUUGUUUUAAUACGUUCUAAUAUUAGGAUAAUUUGUACCCUUUUUAGGCAGUCAAGAUAUUUAUUGAUUAAUCGAGACAGAGAAUUUAUUUUAUAUGCUAUAUUAUGCGAAUAUUUGUGUUAUAAUUUCAGAUGAGAUUUGGUUUCCUAAAAAGGUUUUGAUUUUUGAUUUUUUAAUUGUAAUUUAAUCUAUGUUCUGUCAUUUUGAUUUAUUUGAUUUUAAAAAAUUUAUAAAUAAGUUGUUUUAAUAGCAGUACUUUGAACGUGGAAACUUGUUUCGCAACUCAUCUGAAGACUGAAGUAUCUUGAUUUAUGAACUAAGAAAGCGAUUGAAUCGAAUGAGAUGGGAUUGAUUUAAAUGUUCACCAUUUGGUGUUAGUAUCACAGUACAAAUUUCAUCCAAUAUUCGCAUCUAAUAGCAGUAAAAUGUUAUUGUCAUUGUCACGUAGUUUCGUGAAUCCAGCUAGGUUGAGAGGUAUCAGAUGUUUCAGUGACAUAGGCUCUCGUUUUGAAGCAGCUCAAGUAAAACUUAACACUCUUACUGAAGACCCGGGAAAUUCUGCUAAACUCAAAAUAUACGGGCUUUUUAAACAGGCUAACGUAGGACCAUGCAACAUUCCAAAGCCGGGAGGGUUCAACUUCGUAGCGAAAGCAAAGUACGACGUCUGGAAGGGUUUAGGAGAUAUGACUCAGGAUCAAGCUAAAGAAGAAUACAUAGCAUUUGUAGCAGAGCUGGCUGGGUCAGAGGAACCAGCACCAGCUGCAGCACCAGCAGGCACUGUUGCAGGGUUAGAUGUAACCACUGAGGAGGGUGUUUUGACAAUAAGACUCAAUAGACCCGAUAAGCUCAACGCUCUGACCGGACCGAUGUAUACAGCAAUAGGAGACGUUUUGAACGCUGUAGCUGAGGACCCUUCCAUUAAAGUUGCUGUUCUUACUGGUACUGGAAAGUGGUACAGUUCUGGAAAUGAUCUCAGCAAUUUUACUAAGAAUAUGCCUCCUGGAGGACCCCAGGAGAUGGCCUCGACUUCACAGAAAAUUUUGAUAGACUGCUGUAAUGCGAUAAUAAAGUUCCCAAAACCUCUGAUAGCAGCAGUGAAUGGAUCAGCCUUCGGAUUACCCGUGACCGCACUUGGACUAUGUGAUUUAGUGUAUUGCACUGACAAUGCUACUUUUAAAACUCCCUUCGUCAGUCUCGGACAGUCGCCUGAAGGUUGCUCCAGCUUUACAUUCCCCAGGAUUCUCGGCUUUGCUAAGGCUAACGAGAUGUUAUUAACGGAGAGACAGAUCACAGCACAGGAAGCAUGUGAUGGUGGUUUGGUGACCAGGAUCUUCUCUGAGGAUAGAUUUAGAGACGAGGUGGACAAGGUUGUCAAACACAUGGCAUCCCUUCCUCCACAGUCGAUGAGAAUAAGUAAAGGUCUAAUUCGUCACGAGCUUAACGAGAAACUCUUGGAAGUCAAUGCUCGAGAAUGCGAGAUACUUCGCGAACGCUGGGUGUCAGACGAAUGUAUGACGGCCAUAAUGAAAUUCCUCAACAGAAACAAAUAAAGCGAAAUUUAGAAAUGUUUCUCUUUUAUGUGCCAUCUUUACAGCAAGAUACUUCAGAUUUUUGUGAUUUUUUACAUUCGGAUGAUUGGCCGGGAAUUUAUGUUUAUAUAAUAUAUCAUGCAGGCUGCAUGAAUAUUGAAUAUGACGCAGCUAUAAUCUUCAAUGCAAUUAUCAGUUAAUGAUUUCAUGAUUUUAUGUUUUAAGAUUUAUAUUAAUUUUUAUUGUAAUAUGGGGCUGUACAUUUUUCUGUCAUUUUUGAUUUGUUCAAUUUUAUAUCAAUUAAGAUUUUUG